Dracunculus medinensis (Guinea worm) is the source of this 2091-nucleotide messenger RNA. The record is from the annotation of a GenBank genome assembly. NCBI's taxonomy places the organism in Eukaryota, Metazoa, Nematoda, Chromadorea, Rhabditida, Dracunculidae.
AAUUGUAUAAAAAUUAUUGUUUCAAGAAUAAUUUUGGUAAAAGAAAUUUUAUUUGAACCGUGGUCAUUUCGUGGAAUAUUAAAAUCACCUCAACAGAUCGUUAUUGAUGGUGCAACUAUACGAGAAAUCCCAAAAAAUGCCUUUAGUGGUCUUUCGAAUAUGGAACAUUUUUGGUUUCGCAAUUCAACAAUUGGUUUCAUAGCACAGAAUUCGUUCGAGAACAUUUCCAAAAUUGAAUAUUUAUACUUCCGUGAUACAGUUAUAUUUUCCUUAGAUCAAAUUUCUAUCGAAGUCUGUGAUAAUUCAGGUUACAUGCGAGACAUUGCACAUCUCUUUUUUCGUAGCAGUAUUUAUAUUGGUUCAAGUGGUCAUUCAGUAUUCGCAUAUUCAUAUAUUUCUGAAUUAAUUUUCGAAGAUGCUAAUAUUACUAGCGAUGAGCAAAUAUUUAGCGAUUUUCAAACGAAUCGCCUCAAAUUUAUAAAUUCCCGAUGGAAAAAUAUAAUAAACGGAAAAAAACAAACUUUUGUAUUUCACAUAAAUGAAAUCUUUUUAUUAAACUGUAUUCUAAAUAGUUUUAUUUUAACGUCAGGAAACGUGAGUUCUAUUAAAAUUCACGAAAGUGAAGUCCAAGAAAUUAGAGGAAAUUCACGAAACAGUCAGAACCAUAUUAAAUUUAUUGAAUUUCAUCAGUCGGUAAUUAAGCGAAUCAAGUCAGAAUCGUUUCUCAAUGCUAAGCAUAUAGCGCGAUUUAGCAUUGCCCAGUCGAGGAUUGGAGUUAUCGAAGCUCGUUCUAUUCAAACAUCGAAAAUUGCUCAAUUAAACAUUAAAAGCACUAUGAUCGAUAAAAUUCACCAUAAUGCCAUGCAAAACAAUUCUAUUCACUCACUGCUAUUAUUAAAUAGUACCAUUAAUAAAAUAUCGAGUAAAAUACUAGCAAAGAGUCGAAUUAAUACUAUUGUCAUUGACAAUGUUUACAUGGGAAAUUUGAAGAAAUAUUGUUUGGCAGAGAUUAUGGGCGAGAAUCUCUCGAUAGUAAAUUCGAGAAUUCAACAAAUCAGAGAAAUGCCUUUCCUGAAAUCACAGUUCGACAAUAUUACGAUGCUUGCAAAUGUGAUCACGAAAGGUGUUUUAAGAGAUAUUUUCACCAACUUAAGUACAAAUUUUCUUCUAAUAAUGAGGAAUUAUUUCCCAUGUGAUCCGCAUGAUUGCGAGACGAAUUCGCUCAUUUUAAUCAAAUCUAAAAAAGAUUUGCGAUGGCGAUUUGAAGACAAUCAAUGCAUCGAAAAUAAAGAUAUUUGUGUUAAGGAUCGAAUUUCUAAAUUCAAUGGUCUCACCUGCAGAUUAAGCCGACAAAUCGCUGAAUGUGUAUGCAACAUUAAUGAGCCGGUGAACCUUCCGCAACUGGAUGUUUCUGUGCUUUUUAUCGAGGGUUGUUUUCAACUAUACUUGGAGCAUAAGACAUUGCUCGCUUCAACGCCGCUCGUUGCACUUCACAUCCACGGCGUUGAACUUCUAUUUAUUAAAGGAGUAUCUCAAUCGUUGAGGACCAUAAUAUUAUGUAAUUCGCGAAUUUCAAUACAUCAAAAUGCAUUUUAUGGUAGUCAAAUAGAUCGCCUUGAAAUUAAUUCGAGCUCUAUUAAUGUUAUUGAAAGAGCUUCCUUUAAUGACGGAUUUAUUAAAAAAAUCUUAAUCCAUGAUAGCGAGAUUAUGGAUUCUCAGAGUGGUGCCUUUCGAAAUUUUACCGUAAAUUCUUUUAUCGCCGAAAGAACAAAAAUUUAUAAUUCUAUAGAUAUUUGGCAACAUUUCUCUUAUAUUUCAAUUAUGGAAAGUUAUAUUGCUUGUCCAAUGCCCUUACUCAAUGUUUCAUCGCUUUGUCUCAAAAAGAAUAUUAUUGAAUGUGAAUGUGUUGAAGGGGAUUUAGAUGCUAAAAGCAAUUGCGGUGAUGGAUCCAGCAUAUGUAAUGAGCGUAAAUCGCCAAUAUCGCCUUACGAAUGUAGUAUUCCCAGAUUAUGCGAAUCUGCAGGGCCACAUUCACAAGACCGUUACUUAAUUCGAAUUGUUCUAAUUUUUUUAUAUUACGGAAGUCUCUAG